Molecule: messenger RNA, 880 nt
Organism: Cylicostephanus goldi
Lineage: Eukaryota; Metazoa; Nematoda; Chromadorea; Rhabditida; Strongylidae
Source: the annotation of a GenBank genome assembly
GCGAGUGGAAGAGGAGGGUGCACUACUGAACGCAGACGAUUCCGAUAUGAACGAAAAGAUUAUCCCAAUCGUAGAGGGGCAAACAAUUAAACCGAAACUUCAUGCUCUCUGCAGUGAUGAUAUUCUCAAAGAACUGGGACUGCUAAACUUCCACUCGCUUUCUAUAAUGCUUUCUAUGGGUUUUCUUUGGUUUCUCUCCGCAAUGCCCACAAUGUCACCAGCGUACUUGGCUCCUUCAACAGAGCUGCUCAAAAAUUCAACUUAUAUAUCUGUACAAAGCGAAUUCGAUCUUCAACGAUCUGUAAUUGAUCCUGCUGAGUUGACAUCUUCCAUCUACUUUCUUGGUAACUUCGUCUUGGGACAAGCAUACUGUAUGGCGGCUGACAGAAUCGGUCGACGACCCGUGCUUGUUUGGAGUCUUAUUGUAAGUGGUCUUGCUGGAGUAGGAUCUGCUCUGGCACCAUCAUUCGCUCUCAUGUUAGUUGGACGAUUUAUUCAAGGAUCAUUUUUCAAUUCCAUCACCAUGAUCAAUUGGGUAUUAUGCUGUGAAUCCAUAGCAUUCAAAGGUCAUUCCUAUGCUUCCGUCGUCUUUGGUGUCUUCUGGGUAGGAGGGUAUUGUGUAGUUACACCAAUUGCUCGAGCAUUUUCUUCUUGGAGAACUUUACAGCUUCUUACGUCGUUGCCGACAUUGCUAUUCGGAAUUCUAUUGCUUUUAGUGCUACCGGAAAGCUUUGGUUUUCUCAUAACUAAGAAGAAAGCUGUAGAAGCUCAAGCAUGGAUCAAACGUUCUCAGCAAUGUGGAGGACGCAAAUUUGAAUGCGAUGUGUCAAAAACCAUAGAAAUUGAGACUGCAUUACUUCCAGAAGACGUUUCUCUUCUC